UCUACUUUGACAAUAAGGAUUUUAUAAUAUCGUAUACCACAUGUUAGUCGGAGGCAGCCUGACUACUAGACUGAAAUGGGCGUAACUCUACGAACGAUAUUGUUGUUGGCGACAGCAUGCGCACUGGCCCAAGGUGGAAUAAGUGCGAGUUUAGGAAAUACCUGAGCCCUGAAGUGACCCACUACAUCUACAGCCCGGGGUUUCCCGCCAACUUCACGACGGCUGUGCAGUGCCGCUGGGUGAUCACGAGCCCGCCCGGCUUCGUCUGCCGGCUCAACUGCUCGCAGAUCGUACUGCCUGAUAGUCCAUCAUGCUCAGAGGACCGGCUGCUGAUCUCAAACCAGGGCGACCCUUCGCUCAUGGUGGCGAACACUUAUUGCGGCCGGCGCUCUGUGACCGAAGUCUCUAUAGGACGCCGAAUCACCAUAAGUUUACUAGCCCCACCAAAUACCGCUGGAGGGCGUUUGUUGUGUGAAGCAACGGCUGAGAGAGAAAACAUUUUACGUCGUUCAUCACUGGCCGAACUUGGAAUACAGCCUUGGAUUAAUUUUUAGGAAUGGAUUAAUAAUAUAGAAACUCUGGA
Messenger RNA from Ostrinia furnacalis (Asian corn borer), 583 nucleotides. RefSeq names its product embryonic protein UVS.2-like. Bases 117 to 554 code for a protein of 145 amino acids. NCBI's taxonomy places the organism in Eukaryota, Metazoa, Arthropoda, Insecta, Lepidoptera, Crambidae. The transcript has 6 exons. The record is from RefSeq and is a predicted model, not a curated record.